AUGAUGCUAGCUACGCGCUUCCGGCAGGUGCUCUCGGGCAUCUGUACGUCCCUAGCGGGUCUUUCCUUCGCCCCUGAGCCGGCAGCACUAGCGACAACUACACCUCCCACCCUCUUAUCGCGCUCUCCUCGCCGCGCGCAUCAAACUAACCGUUUUAGGAUAGGUUCGUUUAAUGUCCAGUCGUUAGGUCCUAACCACCGCCACGUACGACAUCACGACGAUGAACUUCAGCUGCUCUCUGAGGCCCAGCGGGCGCAUCAGCUUCGAAUCUACAACGGCUGCGCCGCUAACACGAUCGAGAUCCGAGCCGCCCGCAACAAGAUCCUCCAUCAACUCCGAGCGCGAUGCCGAGCCAUCGCAUCUCGCAAACUGGACGAGCGGAUUACACGCAUCGAAAAUCUGAGCGACUCGGCACGAAUCGGAUUCCGCAAACACAGAAGCACUGCUGACGCCGUGUGGGCGCACAAAUGGCUCUGUGCCCGCGUGCAACGCUAUCGUGAAACCAUACAUGUCCUCGGCAUCGACCUCUCGCGCGCGUUCGACACAAUCGACCGCGUCAAGCUUGUAGAAGUACUCCAGACAUUCUUACACAACGACGAGGUCCGAUUGAUCAAGGUUUUGCUCGCCGACACCAAGCUCUCUCUGCGCUCCGGGUCCAAGGCACAACACAGCUUCGAUAGCAACAUCGGAACGCCGCAG
This is a messenger RNA of Phytophthora sojae, 699 nucleotides long. RefSeq lists its product as hypothetical. Lineage: Eukaryota; Oomycota; Peronosporomycetes; Peronosporales; Peronosporaceae. The annotation marks the transcript as partial. The record is from RefSeq and is a predicted model, not a curated record. The transcript is spliced from 3 exons.